Messenger RNA from Homarus americanus (American lobster), 8466 nucleotides. Its product is annotated as adenosine kinase-like. Lineage: Eukaryota; Metazoa; Arthropoda; Malacostraca; Decapoda; Nephropidae. Gene Ontology annotation, molecular function: adenosine kinase activity. Gene Ontology annotation, biological process: purine ribonucleoside salvage. Gene Ontology annotation, cellular component: nucleus; cytosol. The transcript has 5 exons. Bases 91 to 1371 code for a protein of 426 amino acids. The record is from RefSeq and is a predicted model, not a curated record.
GCGGCGACCCUGGGUGUCCCCUGCCAGUGCCACAGUUCUCUCAGCCGCCGUCACGCCUUCUACGGCUCCUCCUAUAACAUUUCCCCCACAAUGGACGGUCAGAAUGAGGUCAAACCCCAGCCCUUACUUGUGGCAUUUGGCAACCCUCUGCUGGACAUUACUGCCGUGGUUAAGGACAGAGGUCUGCACGACGAAUUCCAGCUCCCGGUGGACGGCCAGUUAGAAAUCACCGACCAGCAACGAGCUUUAUUCAGCCUCGUCAUGAAAAAGUAUCCAGUAGAGUACACGGCAGGAGGUUGUGCGCUCAAUUCAUCUCGUGUAUUUUGCUGGGUGUUGGGCGAGCCAGAGAGAGUCGUCUUUGUCGGGGGGAUCGGCAAGGAUGAACAGGCCAACAAACUCUCUGCAAUCAUAAAAGACAGUGGAGUUGUUACAAGAUUUGUGGAUGUAGAGGACCAACCCACAGGCAUGUGUGUGGCACUGGUUUUAGGAGCCUGCCGGUGCCUGUGUGCUGACAUUGGCGCAGCUAACGUGUGUGAACCACACCAUGUGUUUAACCUCAACCUCUUUCCUGUCUUAGAACCUGCCAAGUUUGUUUAUGUAGAAGGAUAUUUCAUCACCCACAGUUUCCGUACAACUCUACAGAUUGCCAAAUAUGCUCAGAAAAAAGGAAAAACUUUUGUAUUUAAUCUGUGUGGAAGUUACGUGUGUGAAAACCAUCCCAACGAAUUAGCAGAACUCCUGCCGUACGUGGACAUCCUGUUCGGGUUUGUUGAAGAGUACAAGACCUUGGAUAAGUUUGUUGACAUCCAGAAAGUGUCGUCCAAUCUGAAGAAUAACCCAAACAACAUAACCCAUGAUAUUUUACAGGUGUUAAGAGCAAUUAAAGGUGAGGAAAAAAUCAUAAAGGACAAUGUUAAAUAUGUGUGUGAAGAACUGAGGGAAGUGGCCAAACUUGACUCCUUAAAGAUAUCUGACACUGGUAAUCAUCUUCAUCACAAGGAUCGUGUUGACACCAAUGGAACCACAACAGGUUUAUGUAAUGGUAUGAUUAAUGGUCAUGGCUGUGAUUCUUUAUGUCCGGUAAAUGAUAGAAAGCAGAAACUUGUGGUUGUAACAAAGGGCCCAAAUCCUCUUUUGUAUGUGCACAGUCAUGAAGUUAGAGAACGUCCAGUACCCCCAAUAUCACCUAAAGACAUUGUAGACACGACUGGUGCGGGUGACUCGUUUGUAGGAGGGUUUUUGGCUGCUUUAAGCACAGGGCAGCCUCUUGACAAGUGCCUUGACUGUGGCACGUGGACAGCUCAAAAACUUUUACAACAGAAAGGAUGCACACUUCCUACUUUCCCUGCCACUUUCCUUAGUCAAGAUUGAAGGGCAUAAUUUCUGUCCAGAUACAAUAUUUCCAGGACAUCCUGCCAUCUUGUUAGUGAUGAAUGGUGGCAGAAUUAAUUCUUGAAGCUUUUCAGAUUCCCUCGCCAGUAAAUAUUGAAAACAGAUUCCAGAGAAUAUUUAGAUAUUAGCUCCUCCUGCUGCACUAUAAGAUAAAGAGAUCAGUAGUUGCAUAUAGAACAGACUGAUCCUUACUCAUGAUAUCAAUUAGUGAGCAUACAAAGUCACACAUCACUAUUAAUCCAGGUGUGAAGAACCUUACAUCAUGUACAAUUUGAAACUUCACAGAUUCCUUUUAGCUGUUGAUAACCCAUGUUAAUUGUGAGGCAGUUACAACACUACCAACCAUCACUCAGGAAUCUGUAAGCUUUUCAAACUAUAUACAGUACUCUUAUAAAGUUUCACUACAUUGGAGACAAAUGUGGAUGAACGCAGCCUUAUUAUUAUUAUUGUCAUAAUUUUUCCUUUGUUUUGUCCCUUUUUUCCUCAGAAUAUAAUAUACUUAAAACUCAUUUUUUCAUUUGUCAGCGAGUGAGGUAGCCUCAUCCCCUCAGGCUAUCUGGCUCAAGUAGUCCAAGGCCUUUAUAUGACUCAGGACCAGCUCUGAGGACACUAUACAGUAGCAGGUUAAGAGUUCAGUACUUUACUGUACCAGCUCCUUGUUGCACCCAUGAUUAAGAGGCCAGAGUUCCUGAAUAACAAACACAAAGUGCUUCUCUAUUUUGUAGUAGUAGUAAGCAGGGUAAUCUCUUUAUUGUGCUCUACCAAAAUAUUUCUUCCUUCCGUGUUAGAGAUAAGUAGAUAUAUUUUUGUCAUUUAUUUGUUUGUCAUUAAACAAGAACAUAUGCAUAAUAGCAAGUGUGCAGUAAAUGCAGUGUUUAGAAAACAUUGUAUAUGUAACUGUAUGUAAUGACCUGAGGAUGAGUAUUAUAGUGCAAGAAAUGGGUUUGAAAUCGUAUACAUUAUGUAUAUACUGUAUAUAUGUUAGGCUAAUAAUAUAUAUACAUUUACCUACUGCAGGGCACUUGUUAUUCUUGCCUCAGCACUCAGGUUAACACCGCAUAUGUCCACACAUUAUAGUGUCAGACAACCAACAUUUGUUAGUGCAUUGUUCAAUUUUGUUUGCUUAGAACAUAAGUAGUAGUUAUUAUUUAUCAAUCUCAUCUGUUUGUCCUUAUUUGUUAGUGCUUCCUCUUUAUCACAGCAAAGCAGGGUGGAAUUUUUAGAAUUUUCUCCAAGUAUGUCGGUUACAAGCUGGAGUGCCGAUGACUUCCAAUAUUAUAAUUUAUAACGUAUGCCAAAAAAUAUUGCUUUGGCUGUACCAUAUAAUGAGAGAUAAGUUAGAAGUCAUAAAAAUGGGAUAUACUGAGGUAUUUGUCAUGCAUGAUUAAUGGAAAGUUUGGCAUUUUGUUGUCAUUGUAAGGGGACUACACAAGACAUAUUAGAGGGAGCAAGAUGGUCCCGUGGGGAAUGUACACAAUGAAGCUCCUUGUACUGUUCCCUUGUGAGUCUCUUCAUUAGUGAUCAUCAGUGACUCAGUCUACCACACAUUACUUGCUGAUUACAUAAUGAAUUUGUAAUAAUUGAUAUGUGAAAGUUUGGAUUGUCCCCCAACAGGUAAAAUGAUUCAAAUACAGUAUUGUGAAGAUCAAGCAAGUAUAGAUAGUAAGAUAAGGAACACCAAAUAACUGUGUUCGUAAAAGAAUGUUGAUGUUGAGGGAUUGUACUGGGUUAUGGUGCAGGGCUUUAGUGUAGAUCCAACCAAAGAGAGGGGACCAUUGCAUAGAAAUUCAUGAAAAGGGUACAACAGUCCAAGUUUCUGAGGGUCACAGCACACAGGUGCUGAAGACGGUAUUUUAUAUUGUCAAAGAGGCAUCACGACCUGUCUCCAGCGGUGCAAUGACAGCCAUGGGUUCCGUGAAGUUCCAAGCCUGUUGUUUGUUUGUUUGACAGUGGUAUGGUUGGGUGUGGAUAGCGCAGUAUACCUAUCUCUGUGUGUGUCUACAAUGUAUUACUUUUUAAUAUUAUUGUUUUUAUAGAAUUUUUUAGUUUCCAAAGCCCCAAACAUAUUUGAAUAUACAUACAAGGAAGUCUCUUGUUGGGGUAUACUCUUUCAAACAUUUAAUGGGUGCGAGUAGUGGUAAUUUUUAUGUGCUAUUCGAGAGUAGAUGUUGAUAUGAGAUAGGGACAUUGCUCACAGUUUUGUGUUGCAUAAUUUCUUUGACCUUUAACUGUGUAAAUACUCAAGGUAAAGGAAGUUUGUGUAGGUAAUGGAAAACAAAAGUUAGAAAAUAUUCUGAUAUGAUAUAUAUUAGUCAGCAAAUACUCUAAUAGGAGAAAUAUAGUCAGCAAAUAUUGUAAUGGGAAUUAUGAGUGUAAAGAUUGUACAGUAAUAGGCAAUAUAAUACAACAGUCUGCAAACAUUCUCUCUUGUGGCUCACUUAAGCUACAACUUGUCCAUGAGAGUUAGAGUAAUACCAUCAAGUGUUACGUUAGUUUGUCAUCCAUGUCGUUACUACGUGCUUUUAGUUAUUUAUUUUAUAUUUUUUUAUCCAGUAAUUACUCAAACAGAACUUCCUUCAUUUGCAUUUUCUUAUUAGUUUUAGAUUCAGGUUGCAUACAAGCCGAUGUAACUAAAUGAUUUACGUGUUUGUGCUGUAAACGUGGUGCUCUUUCUUUCCGCAUGAACUGUAUUAUAAAAGCGCAAGAGGGAGUCAUGUGGUUUACUGGGAAUUAUUUUAGCUUGAACUCAGACCUCUAUUUAUCCAUCAGUAACUACAACACACACACACAUGUACUGUAAUAUAAUGAAUCUUAAGAAUUGCUAUCUACAUAUUUCAGUCAUUUUGCCAAAGCAGUUUUGUGUGUGUGUGUGUGUGUGUGUGCUUGCGUGCGGAGGUGUAUGUGUGUGUGUGUUCCUGCCUGGGAUAACAAGAACUCGUUACUUCUUUAGCUACUUUUAUCCACACAGAUUAACACCACAGAAGUUUAUAAUCAUGCUCAGAGGUAGAGAUAGCAAAUACAGUACAUAUAUCAACUGUACUUGGUAGAGAUAUACAGUAUAGGAAAUAUAAAUAUGUGUGUGCAUAAUGAGUUGCAGAAACUUACAAAUGAAUAUGGUGUUACUAUUUUUUUUUUGUCCUUUAUGAAUGAUUCAGUUAAGAUUUUUUUCUCACAUUUGCAAAUAUUUUCCUGCCAUUGAUGCCCAGUGGUUGGAAUGUUCAAGGUGAAGUAAUGUUGUUCUCGUGGAAGAAAAACAUAAAAAUUUAUUAUUUUUGUAUCAAUUAUAUCAUUCCUGAUGUUUAGAAGCAAAUUUUAUUAUUAAUAUAUUGGCCAAUGUAUUUACUUGGGUAGUUCUAAAGUCAUAUUGUACUGCCCUUCCCCUUGAUGUUAAAAGUUAUGUUCUUGAUUCUGUCCUCACCAUUGUGGCUCAUAGUGGGAAGAGAGUUACUAGUGUGGAAAAAUAACUUAAUUGAAUCACAAAUAAAGUAAUGUACUGUACCUCAUAAUUUUAUAUCGAUACACCUAGCAAGUGGCCUUAGUACCGGUUAUUCCUGGCUGCUUUGUAGGGCGUUACAGAAGCCUGGCCUCGUACAGUUUAAACAUUAAAUGAUACUGUGCUAUAUAUCUUGUCACGUUGAUUCAGUAGUCUAGUGAGUGUCCACUUAAUGUUCGUGCAGUUACCUACAGGUUUUUAACAGGUACAGUGGCUGGUACAUUUUGUGAGAUGCAGCAACUCUGUGUAAUGCUUAUUUAUCGUCCUUAGCCUGGCUACUAUUGUAACGUUCCUUAGGGCUACAUUACAAAACACAACAGUCGCUGUACCAGGCAACUGUACCUUUUGAAAACCUGUAGGUAAUUGCACGUACAUUAAGUGGACACUAACAAUAAACACUGGCGAACAUUUAACUUUGUGAUUGUGCCAAUAAUAAACUAAAUUUAAUCACGCAGGGGACAACUUAAGGUAGAGUGUAUCUAGAAAGUUAUACUACCUUUUUAAGUCUCUCAUCUGCAGGGUAAAGUUUAGUCUAACAUUGCCAUAUUCAGUGUGGGAGAAUUUUUCAGCGUUCAUACAUCACCAGACGACAGAAUCAACAUGAUAACAGAUCCAUGUGAAGACUUAUGGAGGUAAUUUUGAAACCCUGUGAGGCCAGACUUGUGAAAGAGCCACUAUAACAGCAUAAAAUAUUUAGAUAAUGUCCUUAGGUUACCUUCUCCGUCAGCAUCAAUAUCCUGGUGUAAUGAAGUACAGCAUCUGCCAUGAGGAUACUGAUCAAAUGGGCCCCAGUCAUAAUAAGCCCCAACAUGGUCUUUGAUAUUAAGGUUCAGUCCAAAUGGGCUCCUACCAAUACUAAUGGUUAGGUUGUUCUGAAGUCUGGCGAGGAUUGAGGCUUAUUUGACUCGCAUCCUCCAACAAAUAAACCAACAUAGUACUGUGUCUUUGGUAGUUUUAUCACGAGUCGAUAUGCAAAUUUAUGUGUAUGUGGGACCUCCGACUGAACAUCUACCUAUGAAUUUUCCCCCCAAAACUGAUUAAUUUUACUCAAUACAUUAAUAUAUAAAGGUAAUGGAAAUUAUCAGGGGUUGAUGGUGCAAAUCUGUUGUUAGCAGCUCAAGCAGUUAUGGUCUAGCCCCAACACAAUGAUUUCUGGCCAGUAAUAUGAAAUCCAUAUUUGUGUGUGUGUUUGUGUGCACCUUUAUGAGGGACUGUGGAAGACAAGCUUAGGGUUUUGCUAACUGUGUACAAGAGGUUUAUUUACAUGCCAUGGACUCGGGUUAGAAAUAUAAAUUGAGUCAUUGAAAGUGAAGCUGCUGAUAUGUAUAUAAAUUAUAAUCAAAAUAGCAAAAUAAUAUGUCUACUCCAAAAAGUGCUGUACUGUACUGUACAAUUCUUGAUGGAAAUAUGACUAACUAUUGAUGUUAGUUACAUUGAUGGUUUUCAUUUUUUUUUUAAGUGUAGUUUGUAUUGUACUGUUAAUUCUUCAGUGACGUAGAUAAUUGGUUGAAUGUCUGAGGAGAUGUUAUGAGUGAAUAAUUAUUGCACAAAGCAGAAGGAGUAACUGGUGGUAGAUGUACUGUAAUGUAUGUGUUGAUGAUAGAAAGAACAACAAGGACCCACAUGUGAGACCAGUGUACAAGUCAUAAAUUAUUUAUUGUUGUAGAUAAUGCUAAGCCAACAAAAAUGUCAGAUUACAGUGCAGGUUCUUACUUGUUUAACGUUUACAGUCAAACUCUGAUUAUGUGGAAAUUGGAUUUACUGUACGUGGAAAGCCUAAAAAAUAUUUAGUUUAAAUUCACUAGGCCACCACUUAAGAUAUUAUAUUGUUGUAUACACAUUAUGAUCAGUAUAAUUUGUAGCAUUCGGCCUUUUUUCUGGUAUAUAAAACAAGAUGUGUCUACCCACAGUAAUGUCUACAUAAAUAAGGUUUUACUGUAUAGUAAAGAUAUUUUCCUGUUAGUAUUUGUCAUAUAUCUUGGCUUUUCUAUUAUAUUGUAGGGCUUUCAAAAUGAUGUGAUAUUCAUACCUCCCUCAAUCUGUCAUCAGCAGUGGAUGAAAUGGAAGAUACUAGCCUCUGGACCCAAUUGUUUGUUGAGAAAUACCCCCUGAUAACUACCAGGUACUGUACCUGUCUAGAAAAAACAUGUUGAAAGCCCUACAUAGUUUGGUUUUGUUAAGGUGGAAGUGAUAUUGUUGAUAAACUUGGCUGUUCUUUAGUGAAUAUUGUGUGUGAAACAGAACUGAGAUGACUGUUAUACAUGUAGCAAAGUGUACAGUAGUAUAUGGUUUUAUUAGAAGGGUCUCAGAAAAUGUGUAUUUAAUGGUGUUAUAAAGAACCUUGUAUCAAGGCUGCUGGGAGAAGGUGUGAGAUAAAGCUCUUGUCGUGUACAGUCAUUGUUGCCACAUCUGUGUCUCGCCAACAAUGGCCGUAUAUAUUAAGAAUUGCUUGACCCAACUGUUGAUUAAUAUGGAAUUUAAAUUUUAUAAAGUGUGGAGCAAGUGUUUCAUCUGUUAAAUUUAUGAUAAUAUACACAUUUUCAAAGAGCUUACAUUUAUUUUUGAUAUUACAAAAAUGUACAGUGUAUGUACACGUGAUGAAUAUGAUAAUUUCUAAUAGUAACUUAUUCUGUCUUAUGACGUCUUUUUUCAUAAUAAUAUUUUUUGCUAAUUUUACAGUUUGUUUUCCAGAAAUGUGUUGAAGCUCCGGCAGAGUACCGGUAAUAAUGACACAUUAAAUUUCAAUUAUUGGAAUUAGGUAAAAUUUGACAUUUAUUUAUAAUAUAUACAGCAUCCUCCCAAAAAAUUAUUGGAAAGAUAAGAAUUAUAAAUAUCUCCCCAUAUGGACAACUUGGUGUAGUUGUGUGGAGGCUGGGAGUCAGCAGCUGUUCCUCAGUACUGUACUGUACUGUACCGACGUAUCUGAACCGUAGCUUUUAAAUUAUCCAGUAGCCUAAUAUAUGAUAUAUUUAUAUUGAAGUCAGAUAGAAGAAGUAUUACUAGUUAUAUUAGAGUAACAUUGUAAUCCAUCAAACAGUUGUUUUAACUAGACGAGAAAAUUGAAGUUAACUAUAAAUUGUUUAUUCUUGUAAUCAAUAAUGAGAAAGAAAAUUCAUGUUUACUGUUAUGAAGAAAAUUCAAGUACAGUACCCUGGUUUGUUAUUAUGAAUACAUGUAUUAGUCUGUAGGUGUUCAGCAAUGGUCUUGAUAUUUUUUCUUUUUUCAUGAAUAUUUGAACAUUGAGAUGUUACUGUACACCCACUACAGUGAUCAAGCCUUAUUAGUCAUAGAUCUGAUGUUUCAUAAAUUUUACAGAACCAACAUAUUACUUUACAUGAUCAAAUUGUUCUUGACAGAUUUAGACGUCUGCUGCAUUCUGUUUUUCGUUGAUUUAUUAACAGUAACUGCUCUGUGCCCUCUGCAACUAUUGUUAUACAAGUGUAAAUGAGUUUUACUUGCUGUGCAAUCUCUUCCAUUUAAUUAAUAGAUAUUGUAUUUAAACAUUUCCAGUGUAUGAAUGGAUGUAGCAUAUGAAAAAUGGUAAAUUGUAACAACGUACUUAAUCUAUCUACAGUAUAUUU